AUGGAGGCUACCAUAUCCCCGGGCAGACAUCUCAAGGGAGCCUCUUCAGUAACCAGACAGAGUGGUCGUCCUACUUUUGACUGCAUACACUUACAAAGUGUACAGUAUGCACAUCCUUUUGAAAAACCCAUAGGUCUUUGUGACGAAUCUUUAGAAGAAAUAGUAGGUGGUUGUUUUAACUGGUUCUCCAUAAAGCAAAAAGAUAUUUGUGUGGCAAAGCGGCAACAGGCUAGGGAACUCAGUAGUCCACUUGUACUUCAGUUUCCGUGUGACGAGUAUGGUGCACAUUCUCGACCUUUAUAUUUUUCUGUUUUUUAAGGCGCAGUUCAUUUCUGGUCAUGUGUUUUUGCAAGGUAGUAGUUUCAUACAACAGAAAAACAGCCAAGUGGUCGUGCUGUUGCUGUCAGAUGAACGUAUCCUGUGUACACAAAGCAGUGUUCAAAUGAUACCUCUACCAAGAAGAGCGGCAUCUAAUUGAGGAUCCAACAACUGAAACUCAACAAGACUACGAAACAGGCGAAGAGAUGGAAGAGGACACAGAAAGCAUAGGUUUUGAGAAGUCGUGCGGCUUAUACCCCGCAAUAGGUAGCGGCCUCAAAGAUGCUGUGGAAUAUCAGAUGCAGAUAAGGGUACCUGCCGCACUUAAGGGCAAGCAACUAGACGAAUUUCCGUCUUUUCUUAAACCCAAGGAGGAAGAAUGCUACUAUUGCCACACAUCUCUCAGCGGCCCUUACAAAAUAACCAGUCGAGCCAUGACCAAAGUUUAA
Molecule: messenger RNA, 767 nt
Organism: Porites evermanni
Lineage: Eukaryota; Metazoa; Cnidaria; Anthozoa; Scleractinia; Poritidae
Source: the annotation of a GenBank genome assembly